Molecule: messenger RNA, 7221 nt
Organism: Ogataea haglerorum
Lineage: Eukaryota; Fungi; Ascomycota; Pichiomycetes; Pichiales; Pichiaceae
Exons: 1
Coding region: 1-7221 (2406 amino acids)
Biological process (GO): DNA damage checkpoint signaling; protein phosphorylation; telomere maintenance
Cellular component (GO): nucleus
Molecular function (GO): protein binding; protein serine/threonine kinase activity
Source: RefSeq, a predicted model, not a curated record
AUGUCCGAUCAGACACGACAACUGUCUUCGGUCUUAGACACGCUGCUGCGUCAGCAAUCGGAGGGUAAGACUCAAGAUUCAAACUCGUUGAAUGCGCUCCUUAAUAGCGUGCUACCAGCGUACUCAAAGAAGCCUCUAUCCCUUGAAGAACAGGAGGUGGUGAUUAAGAUAUUCCAAGCAAUCCAUCUGCUCACGUCCAGAAGCCCAUCCUUGCUUUUUGAAAACAACAGGUACAAGGCCGUCGUGAAUGGAUUCAAGUGUUUUUAUGAUGCGCGGUACCACGGCCCCGAGCUAGCACUCAAGGCAACUGAGUCCUUGAAACAGAUUAUUAACGAUCAGUUCAGAGGAAGACUGGCCUCCAGCUUCCACUUGGAUCUUGUGAAGAUGGAACUGAUUGAAUUACUCAAUGACAAUUUGAACUAUGUACUUGAGAGCAUAACCAACUCGACCGCCUCAAAACCAGUUGAUCUGAAUUAUAUCACCACUACCAACGAUUACAGGUUUUCCAGAUUAAGCAUUUCCACGCGCCUUCUUCAAGUUCUUCUUGAUAUCUCACUUGAAGAUGCUUUAUUACUUCACUCGCAGAAUACGUUCACGAUGGAGACGUUUAUUGGUCGCCUUUGGUUCUGUAUGGAUAAUGUGGUUGUGAACCUCAAGUUUAACAGCGAGGAGUCUGGAGACACAUCAGAUAUCCUGUCGCAGACAUCAGUGGAUAUGAUUGCUGCUAAGUUUGAUGUACUCUAUACCACCCUUUUACAAUCUACAGGAAACUACACUUUCGAUGAUGCGUUUAUACAACACACUCGCGUGGAGCAAUUGCUAUUCAAGUGUAAGGAUCUACUCAACUGGCCCUUACUCUCGCGGUUCCCUAAACUACAAGUGACUCUUGCUGCAACCUUGAUGAAGCUAUUUAUCAAAUGCAAAGAAACGGACACUUUGUGCUAUUUUUGGAAUAAGCUGGCGAUCACCACUGAAAAGAUGGCACAUGUUAACCAAGCGCCAUCCAAUUUAGGUCUCGACUUGAUUAUUGUAAUCAACAUAUUCCUCAUCUUGAAUAUGAAAGUUGGGAAGAUAGACAACAUGGGAAGCCGCGCCACAUUUGCGACCCUUUAUUCAGACUCCUAUGAAAUAGCGUUCAGACCCUUUUCGGCGGAGGGUCUAGAAGUAUUACGAAACGAGCUUCUUCUUUGCGCCCUAGAAGAUUUGUUAGAGCCAGAUCUGGACAUGUUGUUAUCGUUGUCAAACUCCAAGUCAAUGGUCAAUCUGGUUGAUUCGACUGACAGAAAUUUGAAGGGCAAGGAGAUUCUGGCUUUGGAUUAUGAGAACAAACCGGAAAUUGUUGAUUUGACUUCAAGCUCUAACCUUUCGCAACGGACGAUCUCAGAUUCCAAGCUGAAAACUUGGAUUUCUGAGCUAAAGAGCGCGAAGAAGAAUGGCCAGUUCGAUGUCAUUUGCAGCUCACAGCUUGGGAAAAUCUGUAUGGUUUCUGCGAUUGGAAGGUAUGCUUGCUUGGUAGCUGAGGAUUAUGAUUUCAAGAGUAAAAUAUGCGGCAAGUGUGAUUAUGCUCCAGAUAAAACAGUUUACUUGCUUGAUACAGUCCAUCCUAACAGGCCUUCAAUUGAUUCCCGUCCUGAGAUCAAUUCUGCGUUCACCAUACUGAUUGACACUUUUAUAUCGGAUUUAACAUCAUUGAAUGAUGAACAGUUGAUCGUGUCCAUACUCAUCGCCCUUCGCCGUAUAUUUUGUUCAUUUCGCCCACCUUCACUGAAAAAUUCAGUCAAACUUUGGAGAUUUCUUGAAGCUUGCUUCAUUAGCGUUGUUCGAGAGAUUCGUCUUCUUACUGUCAAAAUCUUUCCGCUUCUUCUCUUAUCCGUUGAGGAUAACCAAUAUGAGUCUGACUUUGACAUCGUGUUGAAGUAUCUAAGCAUGUUCAAGAUAUCGAGAAAAACGGCAUAUCUUUUCGAAGGUAUCAUCAUGUCUUGGGGCGAGCUUAUUAUGAUCAGCCGUCUUGAGGGCAAGCAAUAUGUUAUGCUCAAUCACUUAAUACAGUACAUGGGCGACACUGACCAAUUUAGAUCAAACCUUUCCUUUCAUGAAUUACGCCUUGUCGCUUCCACCAAAAAAUUGACAGCUUGGAAAUUGGUUGAGCCUUUUAUCCCAUUGAUUAGCUAUGAAUUAAUCCAAAAGAGGAACACGCACCCAAACAUGCUCAGAAUCUUUUGCGAUUGUAUCAAGAUGGACGUCGAUGUAUUUCUCAAUAGGGUGAUGGAAUUCACUGUUCCACUUUUCAUUCAGUCCUUUUCCGAAGAUCACAUAGGGUUUAUUGCUGGACAUGUUGGUAAAACUAGAUCACAGCUUGUAACAAGCCACAUUGAAAAGGUUUUGGCUAUAUUGCUGACUGCGGACCAGAACAUCGAUGCUAGCAAGAUCAUCAAAAUUUUGGCCUUGUCAAAUCCAAAAUACAAAGGAAUGAAUUUACGAAUACUUAUUAGCGAGUGUCGCGUCAUGGAUCUGAUCUGGGAGUUGCUGAGUCUCUACAAUUCUGAGCAAAUGAAGCCGCGUAUCAGAAAUGCCAUACUGUAUGCCUGCAUGUCUCGCCACAUUGGAGACAUGUCUGUCAGCGAUGAUGAUGAAUUUCUGAACAGAGAAAUGGAUUUGAUGAUUUUGGGUAUUGUUCAAUCGUUCUCAGCUAUCAUAUAUGACCAUAGGGGUAGCAGGCCUUACUUAUUGAAAGUUCAGGCAAUCCGAGCAAUCCGUUGCAUUGCAGAAAUAUCGACAAGUUUCCAAACUUGCCUCUCUCAAAUAAUGACUUGCUUGCAAAUUGCUCUUGAGUCUCCAGAACUCCAACUAGAAAGUUUGGAGUGCUUACAUGUCCUUGUUUCUAAUCUGGGUUACUCACCAUUAUCCAUCAUUGUUGAUUUGCUCAUUUCAUACCUGAUUCAGAAGUACCAGUUCUUCAACAUCAAAUGUAAGGAUAUUGCACGAAAUAUUCUUAUGACAAUACUCGAAAAGGAUCCAAAGAUAAUGAAGGAACACCCUUCGUAUAUUUAUUCUCUUUCAUUGAUUAGCGAUUUCGACAACAUCACAAACAAAUAUGAUAUCAAGAACCAUAAUAUUCUUGUCGAAUUUGAUAGGAGAUUUCAGGCGGAUAACAAGUGGGUUGUGUUACAGGUGCUUGACGACUUCAAGAACUUCCUCGACUCUCAUCAAUUGGAUAUUCAUAAAACAUAUCUAAAUGACUCUCGGCUUCUGCCUUUGUUUUCAUCGCUUCUUGCACAUAUCAUGGCCGUUUCCAACAAAUUCUCUAUGACAAAUAUUGAGAUUCCACGCAAAUGUGCUGAAGUUUUGGCAUGCUUGGGUGCACUUGAUCUCACGAAGGUUGGACAUUAUUUCAACAGGGCGUAUAAGAGAAUAAUUUUAGUGUCCAAUCUAGGCAAUCACAGAGAGAUGGCCGAGUUUUCUGUCUAUUUCUUGAACAAUAUCCUUGUCAAAGCAUUUGUUGCUUCUACGGAUCCCCAAAAGCAGCUAUUUUUGGCAUACUCGAUGCAAGAAUACCUGAAAAUUCUUGACUUCACACCUGAAAACAUUCAGAGCAAGGAAGCCCCUGAAAGUCUUGUUUGGGCCAAGUUGAAUAAUCUAUCUCAAACAGUUCUUCGUCCGCUGCUGGUUUCUCGUUACAUGAAGAAUUCUUAUGGCUAUAUGGCGCUGACUUACCCUUGCUAUAAGAACACAAAGAAACAUUCGUUCUGGAUUCGCGAGUUCACCGAGGAUCUACUUCACAGAUCUGAAGAUGUUCGAAAAUUACCCAAAUAUGCCAAGGCGAUAUUUGCUACAUGUUCCAUUAUUAUCAAAGACCAGGAUCUAUCCAUUGCUGAAUUCCUGCUGCCUUAUACGGCUCUCAUGAUGAUUGUUUAUGGCGAUGAUAGGAUGAAGGCUGAUAUCGAAAUCGAGAUGAUAACCGUGUUGAAUGAAGAUCUGGAGCUUCUGUCCAACGAUUCGGCCAUUGAGAGCCUAAAAUCAUGUUACAGGACAGUGUUUUCGAUUGUUGACUACUUCAGAGAGUGGGUUUCUGAAAGGAAGAGAGAUAAGAAAUACCUCCAAAGUAAUUUUGUGGACGAGCGGAAAAAGAUUGAAAGCUUUCUUUCUUUGCUCCCGUCUGAGCUUUUGGCUAAACGCACUGCUCAGUGUAACUCUUAUGAGCGAGCAAUAUUCAACUUGGAACAAAGUUAUGCUCACGACAAAAUGGACAAGGACGAGUUUUUUACCACGAUCCGACACAUGUAUGCUGAAAUCAAUGACACAGAUGCUUUACAGGGAGUUCUCAAAAAGUUUUCAACAGAGAGUUUGAACGAUAAGCUUCUUCAAUUUCAGUAUUCCGAAGACUGGAGAGUCACGCAAGAAUCCCUAGCUGCGCUGACCGAAAUUGAUUACGGGGACAAUGGUCGCAAACUAGAUUCAGUUACAUCUCUUCUGAGAUGCCUCGAUGAUCAUUGCGAAUAUGAUCAGGUGCUUUCCAAGCUCCGUGAAUUCGAGUCGUCGACACAAGAAUUUGAGCCCACAAAGGAUUGGGUUGUAUGCGGAUUACAGGCCUCAAUCUUCAGCGGCCAGCUUGAGGAACUCAAGAGAUGGGUCUCUCAUUCACAAGAAUUCCCAUCCAUUACCUCACCUGGAUCGUCAUUGUCUAUUUAUUACGAGUUUGCUCGAGGUUUGAUAACCCUAAGUGAAAAUAACCUAAAGGCUUGCGACGAGCAUAUCUCUAAUGCCAUCAUUCACCUCGGAGCUUCGCUGUCAGUUUCACGCGAGAUGUCUCCGUCGAAAAUUUCAAACUACAUGGUUAUGCUCCAUUGCUUGUACGACUUCAGAUCACUAGUCUUUGUGGAGAACAAGCAACGACUACAGAACUGUAUGGAUUUGCUGCAAUUAAGAGCUAAAAACUCCACCAAGGACUUCAAAAUCAAUUGGAAGAUUCACUCACUUCGCAAGUCGAUAGAGAAAUUGCAUCCACAGGAUGUUGUUCGCGCAUUUUUGGGCGACACGAUGGUGCAGGGAUCCCAAUUCCUACGACAAGCUGGAAAAUACGAUCUUGCAACGAAGAGUAUCACGAACGCAUUAUUCAUUGGUACGUCGUCAGAGCUAAUGGUUAACUUGGAAUUUGCUAAACUGCUUUGGGCCCAAGGCGACCACAGUCAGGCACUCAAAAUAAUCAAAAGCCUACAAGAAUUGGCGAAACCUGGUAAAUCACCGGAGAUUCAACUUACAUACACGGAUUGGCUGGAGCAAUCGGCUAAUGGAAGUUCGGAUGAAAUUAUAAAAGGAUAUGAGGCUGCUGCUGCUCUAGAUCAUGUUACUGGAAAACCACAAUACUAUUUGGGCCGUUACUAUAACAAACUUCUCGACGCUCAAGCUGUGGAGACCCCAGGGUUGAAAAAACCAGAAAAAGAUUUCUAUGGAGACCUGGAAUUCAACAUCAUUAAAGCAUAUAUAAGAUCUGCUGCCCUUUCUAACAAUUAUGUGUUCGAGGUUCUUCCUAAGGCCGUGACAAUUUGGCUGGACUAUUUUGCCAAGUAUCAAAACGCAAGUGAGCUGACGGGCUACUCUCAUGAAACAAUCUACGCUAGGAGGAGGGAUAAUUAUUCAAGCAUUCUAAAAUUUGUGAAAGCGGCGGCAUCUAAGAAUGAGCUACCAAUUUACAAAUGGUAUACUGUCCUUUCGCAGCUCAUCUCUCGCAUGGUUCAUGGUGACUCUGAAACCGAACUUGUUAUCUUGAAUGUCAUCACUCAAUUGGCUAAAGCAUACCCAGAAGUGGUCCUAUACUCCGUUUAUGCACAGGUUCAAUCUACUUCAGCUGAAAGAGCGAAACGUGGUAAACAAAUAUGCGAAACUCUACAAAAUAACAAGAAUGCAACAUUGUCAAAGCAAGUUCACUCAGCAUUCCAACUUCUUGAGGCGCUCAAGGGAGUAUGUCAGGCAGACAUCAGCAGACAGAAAAGAACAAAAAUGCAUCUGUAUUCAGAGCUAAGAUUUUCAUACCCAGAAAACCAGGAGUGCAGAGCGUUGGCAAUUCCGAUUAGAGUGAACUUCCAGAAACUGCUUGCGACAGGCCUGAAUAGCAAUGUGCUGAGAAAGUCAAACAAUUACCAAGUCGACAAAUUCAUUGCAUUUAAUAAUUUUGACUCCAAAGUGAGCAUUCUCUCUUCCAUGCAACGACCCAGAAGAUUGUACAUUACGGGUACUGAUGGUCGCAGGUACAGCAUUCUUUGCAAACCUCAUGACGACUUGCGAAAAGACGCCAAACUUAUGGAGUUUACUACCGUGAUGGACAGAUUGUUGAAACUGGACGCUGAGGCAGAGAAAAGAAGUCUGACCAUUAAAAACUAUGCAGUUGUGCCGUUGAAUGAGACAAUGGGUCUGAUCGAAUGGGUUGAUAACGUGCGCACUAUGAGAGAUAUCAUGUUGACCUACCUUCAAAGACAGGGAAUAACAGUGGACUUUGGAAAGAUCAAGCAGUUAUUGAACGAAGAUCUUUCUAUAGGUGAGAAAAUACACAAUUUUCAGAAAUUGUUGCGCAUGUAUCAACCAGUGCUCCAAAUUUGGUUCCAGGAUCAGUUCCCUAAUCCCGUGAAUUGGUACCAAUGUCGCAACGAUUAUGUGAAAACGUGUGCAGUCAUGUCCAUUGUCGGAUACCUGGUGGGAAUGGGUGACCGACAUGGCGACAACAUAAUGUUGAGCGAGUUAUCUGGACAGAUCUUGCAUGUGGAUUUCGAUUGUUUGUUCGAUAAGGGAAAGAAGCUUGCCGUUCCAGAGCGUGUGCCGUUCCGUCUUACGCAGAAUAUGACGGCGGCGAUGGGAGUCACCGGUUAUGAAGGAACGUUUAGGAAGACUUGCGAAGUGACAAUGAAGAUCAUUCGACAAAACGAGAAUAGCCUCAUGAACGUCCUGGAAACUUUCUUAUACGAUCCAAUCAUGGACUGGAAGGUGAAGCAGAAGAAACGGAGGUCCACAGAAGAGACUGAUUCAAAGGGCUUGCAACCACAGGUGGCUAUGGAUACCAUCAGAAGGAAAAUCAAAGGGAUCCUUGAUCCAAAGGAUUUGGACACGGGCGCAAAAGACAGCGGAGGGCUGUCAGUUUCGGUGGUGGCCCAUGUUGACGCAGUGAUCCAACAAGCAACGUCAGUCGAAAAUUUGUCACAAAUGUAUAUUGGCUGGAUGCCAUUUUUAUGA